Molecule: messenger RNA, 1342 nt
Organism: Prorocentrum cordatum
Lineage: Eukaryota; Dinophyceae; Prorocentrales; Prorocentraceae
Source: the annotation of a GenBank genome assembly
CCUCCUCUUCCCCUUCUCAUCGUCAUCAACACCCUCCUCUUCCGCAAUUAGCCAUUUUGGCUCAAGCGCCACUCGAGGUCGCACCCCAGAGGUUGUCUGCAGUCGUUCGCACAAGAGUGCGCCCCAGAUCGAGCAGUGGCGCCGGUGAAGUUCGACGACAUCUCGAAGACCGCGAGCGCCAUUCUGAGCGAUGACUACCAGGAAAGGGGCUCCGUGCUCAAGACCAAGCAGAAGACCAGCUGGGAUGGCGCCGUGGUGUCCGCUCAGGUGGACCUGCUCGGCGCCAAGGACUGCCAGACGCCCGCCAAGCUCACGCGGCAGUUCCCCACGCCGUUCGGGAGCUCCUUCGUCUGCGUCGACAAGCUCGAGCUAGACAAAGCCGGAAAGAUGAAGCUCGAAUGCUCCACCGACAAGGCGUACAAGGACCUGAAGGUGGAAGUCAAGUCGGACUUCGGGGACCUCUCGAAGGUCACAGCGCACUGCACCUACACUGGGCCCUAGGGCUACCAGCUGAAGCUCGACGCGUCGCCGAUGGACCCCACGAGCUUCACUGCGGAGGUUAUAUUGAUGCAGCGUUUUUAUUGUUCCUCUGGGGGUGACGUACGCCAGCGGGCCCUGCAAAGUUGGCGCGAAGUGCACCAGCAAAUCGCUCACCGCCCCCGACCUCGGCGCCAACUUCCUGCAGGGCCCAUACUUCUGCUCCCUGGUGGUGAAGGACAAGCUCUCGGCCUACGACUUUACAGGGCCAGCGACAGGCUGAAGGGCGCGGCGACGUACACCCACGGCGGCAAGGGCAGCGGCAACUGCAGCCUCGGCCUCUUCCACGAGCUGAUGAAGGGCACCACCGUGAAGACCAAGGUGGCCCAGGACCAGUCCUUCUCGUUUGCCGUGAAGCACGAGGUAUCCAAGGGGUUCACCUGGAUCGGAGGCGGGAAGUACGACAGCAAAAAGGGCGACUACACCUGCGGCCUCUAGCUCAGCGUCGAGUGAGCCCGCGGUCAGAAGGGGCAUUUGCCCAGCUUUGCCGAAACCAGCUCUUGCCUCCGGCGCUUGCCUUCCCUCUUAUUCCGCUACCGGCCUUCUCAACCCGCGGCCUGGACCAGCCAGCCUGCGCUCUGCAGGGCGGUGUCCUUCGAGGGCGGCACAUAAAGUAGUGCGUCUCCCGCGAAAUGCGGCGCGACCGCCCUGGUCUUGUAAAGGCUGCUGCUUGUUCACAAACGGAUUUCAAUGAGUUUUGUGUGGCGCGUGCGCGGCUUCCGAUCCUGCCAAGAAAUUAGCAUGACGAAGAAUCCAGCCCUCCCUAAUCACGUGGCGACUACACGCAGAACCGUCAAUACGCAAG